UAAUUAAAUGGAGAGAUUUAAUGCUUUUAAAAUCAAAUGGGGCCAAAUAUGUAAAAGAACUUUUUUAGGGAUAUCUCACAAGAUUGAAACUAAAGUUAGCUUGAUAUUUUUUACAUUAUUUGAUUAUACUUCAAAAAAAAAAAAAAAAAAAAAAAAAAGAAAAAAAAAGAACGAAUUACGGAAUUAUAGUUAUAAUACUGAUUUACUGUACAAGGAGCAAUUCGGAAACAAAAACGUAGAUCCGUCCUCCUCUUCCUCUCAUUCUAUUGUUGGAUACAUAGUUAUGGCGGCCGCCCCUCCUGCACUGCCUCAAGGACGGGCCUGUGUGCUCUUCGCUCAAACCUUCGUUCACCCUCAAUUAGACGAAUAUGUUGACGAGGUCAUGUUUGCUGAACCUAUUGUGAUUACUGCCUGCGAGUUUUUGGAGCAAAAUGCAUCGUCGGCUUCGUCUGCCGUCUCCCUUCUGGGGGCUACUUUACCUCCUUCAUUUGCUUUGGAAGUAUUUGUUCAAUGUGAAGGGGAAGCGAGAUUCAGGCGUCUUUGCCAACCAUUUCUAUAUUCACACUCAUCAUCGAAUGUACUUGAAGUUGAGGCUGUGGUGACUAAUCAUUUGGUUGUGAGGGGCAGUUAUCGGAGUCUAAGCUUGGUUGUAUAUGGAAACACAGCUGAAGAUCUUGGGCAAUUUAAUGUUGACUUUGACUUGGACAACUCUGUUGCGAAUCUUGUUUCUUCUUCUGAGGCGAAGCUUGAGGACCUGCCACCUCUAUUACAUUCUAGAAAUCCUAAAUUUGAGGAUGCAAUUUCCUCUCUGCAGGCCUUGUCUUCAAUACUUCCAGCAUUAGAUAUUUCUGUAGAGAUGCGGCAAUUUUUGCAACUUAUAUAUAAGGUACUGGAUAUACCAAAUUUUGGUGAUAUUAGUCAGAAGGUCAUGGCUAUAAUUACUUCAACAGCUGCAUCUUUCUUCACAAAUGAUUUGGUUAGUGCUGGAAUCAUACUGCAAGAGUUAAAUUUGGGAGCAUUAGCAAAUGCGAAAGAAUCUUUUCAUGUUUUCACUGAGGCUCAGAGGAAUCUUUUCAAUCUUUGUAAAAGAUAUGUUGAAGCAGGUCAUGUAUAUGGAGAUUUUUUGGUAGAGUGCAGUUUUCUAGAGUCUGAAGCUGAUUUAGCCACUUCUAAAGAGUUGGUGGAUAUGUUGUUCCAGCAUUUCCCAUUUAAUAGGGAUAUUGCAUUUGUUGGACAUCCUCAUUUAUCGCAGAGUAAUAAUGUACUUCUUUGGUUGAGUUUAUCUCUGAUUCUAUGCUCGGGAAAGGAAAGUUGUUUUCAUUAUGUAAAUGGUGGAGGAAUGGAGCAGCUUGCACAUUUUCUUAGCUCGGAAAUGCAAAAUAGUGCGACUGUAACAUUGAUGCUUCUUGGGGCUGUUGAACAAGCUACUCGAUACUCUGUUGGGUGUGAAGGUUUCUUAGGUUGGUGGCCUCGUGAAGGUGAAAAUGUUCCAUCUGGUGUUAGUGAGGGAUAUAGCCAACUGUUAAAGUUAGUAAUGCAAAAACAACGGCAUGAUAUCGCUGGAUUGGCGACUUAUAUCCUUCAGCGGUUGCGUUUCUAUGAAGUUGCUUCAAGAUAUGAGUAUGCAGUGUUAUCCAUAUUGGGAGGACUCUCAGGUGAUGGUAAUGCUACACCGACGACUUUAAGCCUGUUAAUGAACGCCAAGUUACAGCUAAGGAAGCUCUUGAAAAUGAUUAAUUCAUCUGGUUGGGUUGAGGAUCCUUCUCCUACAGCCUGUGCCAUCCGUUCAUUAAUGGUGGCAGCACCUGAAGGUUUACUGUCUUUCAAAGCAUCUAGCAAACUUAUCGCCUCAUCAAGUUGUCGUUUUCUGCAUCAGAAAGUUGAUGCAAAGUUGCUCUCACUUUUGAAGGAGAGGGGGUUUCUUCCCUUGUCAGUUGCAAUAAUAUCGUCAAUAGAGUUGCGGGCUGAAAGAGGACAUGAUCUCGAAGCUUUUUUGGAUGUGACAUCUUCUAUUGAAGCCACAAUUCUUUCGCUUAUGUUUUGCCGUUCAGGUCUUGUCUUCCUAUUGCAGCAUCCUGAUCUUUCCUCGACAAUCAUUCGUGCAUUUAAAGGGGACGACGAUGUGAAUAAAUUUAUUCCUCUCCGAUAUGCAUUUGCUUUGGUAUCAAAGGGGUUCUUUGUCCAUCUGCAAGAGGUUGGAAUAAACCUUGAGAUGCAUCUGAGGGUGGUUUAUGCCGUUGAUCGCUUGCUUACAUCAACGCCACGUUCAGAGGAACUUCUUUGGGUGCUGUGGGAGCUUUGUGGUCUAUCCAGGUCUGAUGGUGGGCGUCAAGCAUUAUUGGCUCUCACACACUUUCCAGAGGCUUUUACUAUUUUGAUCGAAGCACUGCAUUCUGCCAAGGAGUUGGAAACAGUUUCUUUGUCCUGUGGCACACCUUUGAAUCUUGCUAUCUUUCAUGCUUCUGCUGAGAUAUGUGAGAUCAUUGUUACGGAUCCAACUACAUCUUCAGUGAGUGUUUGGAUCGACCAUGCAACUGAUCUCCAUAAAGCUUUGCAUUCUUCUUCUCCUGGGUCUAAUAGAAAAGAUGCCCCUAGUAGGCUCUUGGAGUGGAUAGAUGCUGGGGUUGUUUACCAUAAAAAUGGGGCUGUUGGUCUUCUACGGUAUGCAGCUGUUUUGGCUUCAGGGGGUGAUGCUAAAAUAACUUCUACAAACAUUCUGGUCUCAGACUCAAUGGAUGUGGAGGAUGUCGUUGGAGAUACUUCUAAUGAAUCCGAUGUCAAUGUUGUUGAAAGUCUGCUUGGGAAACUUGUUUCUGACAAGUCGUUUGAUGGGGUUGUGCUUCGUGAUUCGUCAGUGGCUCAGUUAAUCACAGCAAUUAGGAUUUUGGCAUUCAUUUCUGAGAAUGCGGAUGUUGCUACUUCACUGUUUGAUGAAGGUGCUAUGACGGUUGUCUAUAUAAUCCUUGUCAACUCCAGAUUGAUGCUUGAAAAAUCCUCCAAUAAUUAUGAUUAUCUUGUUGAUGAUGGCGUAGAGUGCAGUUCUACAUCUGAUCUAUUGCUGGAGCGUAACCGAGAGAAGUACCUGAUUGAUCUCUUAAUUCAUUCGCUUCUACUACUUAUAGAGCUUCUGCAAAGAUUAAAGGAAGCAAAAGAGCAGCAUAGAAACACCAAACUAAUGAAUGUCCUUCUCCGGCUGCACCGUGAGUUUAGCCCCAAAUUAGCGGCUUGUUCUGUGGAUCUAUCCUCAUCUUAUCCUGAAUCUGCACUUGGUUUAGAAACAGUUUGCCAUCUAAUUGUGUCAGCUCUUGCUUGCUGGCCUGCACAUGCUUGGGCUCCGGGUCUUUUCCACACGCUUCUUGAUAGUGUUCAGGCAGCUUCAUUGCUGACAUUGGGUCCGAAGGAAACUUUCAGCAUGCUGUAUUUAUUGAUUGAUCUCUUUCCUGACGAGGGUAUCUGGCAUUGGAAGAAUGGUAUGCCCUUGCUAACAGCUGCCCGAUCGUUGGCUGUUGGGACACUGUUAGGACCUUUAAAGGAGACGAAAGUGAACUGGUACCUAGAGCACCCAUAUGUUGAGGUUCUUCUUGGGCAAUUAAGUCCGCACCUGGACAAAAUUGCACAAGUUGUCCUUCAUUAUGCUGUUAGCUCGUUGGUUGUGGUACAAGAUAUGCUUCGUAUACUCAUUCUUCGUAUUGCACGUCAAAGGACAGAAUUUGCAAUGUUACUUCUGCAGCCUAUUAUUUCUUGGAUUCAGAAUCACUUGAUUGGAAGUUCACUUCUGGAUGAGAUAGAUGCAUACAAGGGGUACAAGUUGUUAGAUUUUCUUUCUCUCUUGCUUGAACAUCCACUUGCUAAGUCAUUGCUACUGAAAGAAGGUUCUCUUCAGAUUAUGACAAAAGUACUUGGAAAAAUUGAUGCUCAUGUGAAGUCUGUUUCAAGUGGAAGAAGCUCACUAGAUUCUGGAUUCAGUAUCUAUAAUUGCUGCCUCCCAGUGCUGAAGUCCUUGUCUUUAAUAUGUGAAACUCGAUUUGCUCAAAAGCUACACCGUUUGUCGAAUAGCAAUGAGACCCUGAGUACUGAAGAUUCUGCUGUAAUCUUUAGCUAUGUGUUAAGACUCUGUCAGCAUCUACCAGCUGGUAGUGAAUUGCUCGCUUGUUUAGCCACUUUCAAAGAACUAGCCUCUCAUGCGGAAGGUCAGAGUGCUUUGCUCGAUAUCUUCCUUUUUAUCAGAUCCAGUAAUGACAGCGAAAUCCAAUCAGGAAGAUCACAGGAAAGUCAUGAGUUUUAUAAUCGCAUAAUUGAUGCUGAAUGGAAGAAAUGUCCUCUGCUACGGUGCUGGAUUAAUUUAUACCGAUCAAUUGAGAAUGAGGGUCUAUCCACCUAUUCCGUAGAAGCUAUUGGUCUGCUGUCAAAUGGUGUAUUGAGAUUUUGUAUGACUGGGAAAAGUUUCAACAAGGAUAGAAUUGAUGUCAUGAAGUACUUCUUUGGGCUUUCGAGUGAUGUUGAUGGAACAACUGGUGUUCCAGAAGAAAACAUGAACUAUGUCCAGGAUAUGUCUUCUCUGUUGAGUUCAAAGAUAACUUUUGAUGAAUAUGCGGGUUCAUCACAUCUGAAGGCAAUCUUGCAUCAGGUUGUGGAAUCUGCAAAAUGCAUUUCUUUAGUACUGCUGAAACCUAUUGAUUCACUUAAUGAGGAUGAUGCUAUCUCUGAGGAAGUUCUCUUGUUGUCAUCUGAUGUUAAACUGUCUUCAAAGAUACAUUUGCUAACAGAUAGCAGUUCAGAAAGGGUUGAAAAUGAAUGGAACUUUGGAGAGUUUGGUAAUAAAUUCCAAUGGGAGUGCUCUGAAAAUUUGCGCAAUAGAUUGUCGCAGGCUAGUCUUCUUGGCAAGAGAAAAAUAUCAGCUGUGGAUGGAGCCAACAGACAUGGAAAAGGAGAAAAUGCUCCAGCCGAUGUACGCGGAUCUGGGCCAUCUGUGGUACCUUCUAUUCCAACUCGGAGAGACACCUUUCGACAACGCAAGCCAAAUACAAGCAGGCCCCCGUCUAUGCACGUGGAUGACUAUGUUGCCAGAGAAAGAAAUGAGAGUUCAAAUCCCAAUAUUAUUGCAGUUCCACGUCUGGGGUCAUCUGGUGGGCGGCCUCCAUCUAUUCAUGUUGAUGAAUUCAUGGCAAGGCAGAGGGAGCGUCAAAAUGCUGUUCCCAUAGCAGGUGUAGAGGCUGCAUCUCAAGGGAAAAAGGCUAUGCCUGAGUCUGAUAAUGAUAUGGAGAAGUCGAGCCGAUCUAAGCAGCUCAAAGUUGAUCUUGAUGAUGAUCUUCAAGGAAUUGAUAUAGUGUUUGAUGCUGAGGAAAAUGAACCUGAUGAUAAACUGCCUUUUCCUCAAGCAGAUGAUGACAUACAGCAGACUGCAUCUGCUUCAGCAGAGCAAAGUCCUCAACAUUCAAUUGUUGAAGAAUCAGAGAGUGAAGCCAAGGACCUGGAAGCAACUGUGGCCUCAAAUGCAGUUGAGAAUACACAAAGUGAACUUUCCUCUAGAAUGUCAGUAUCACGUCCUGGGAUUCAAUUGAGACGUGAACCCAGUGUUUCUUCAGAAAAGAAAUAUUUUGAGCAACCAGAUGAGAUGAAGAACAAAAAUACAGCUAUGAUUUCUGUUGGCUUUGAUUCAGUUGCAGGAGCAAAGACUUCUGGAUUCUCCGCCUUGGUAUAUGGCAAAGGCUCUCCAUCAAGGAUUCAGGUACCAGCUGAUUCAAGGGUGCCACCUCCCAGUUUUAUUCCUGAUAAUAAUCUUCAAAGGGUUGGGAAUGUGUCGGGUGGAAGAUCACAAAGUCUCCAUGAGCAGAAACAUUUGCCAACUCAGCCACCAUUACCUCCAACACCACCUCCAUCAACAAUUUCGCCUUUAAGAUCACAGGUCUCUGAAAACCCAGCCUCCAGAUCUCCAUUCGUGAAUCCUCACAAUGAUGUGCAGCCGCCUCUGUAUCCAAAUUAUGCACAGAAUGAUUACCACUCUUCUUUUGGCAAUGUCCCCACAUCAUUAGGAUCUUCCAGCUUCAUAUCGGAUUCACGCUAUGCACGGACCACUCACCCUUCCCCUGGGAGCUCUAAUAGACCUAUGCCACCGCUUCCUCCUACACCCCCUCCUUUCUCAGCUACUCCAUUGAAUGUUCCAUCCAGGUCUCCUACAUCCCAAUCCUCGAUGUAUAUUCAAAAUAAUGCAGGAACUGAUGCUUCUCAGUAUGCUUCUCCGCCUAUUCCCCCGGGUUUUGGCAGGCCACCUUCAAUUCCAUUUACUAUGCACGGGAAUAUUGCUAUUCAACAAAGUGAUAAUAUAACUGGCAUAACUCAGAAUAGCCAUGCCCCACAAUCCUCAAUGCAAUCUAUGCAACCGCUUUCCCACUUGCAACCCUUACAACCUCCUCAACUGCCUUGCCCUCAGCAACCUCAGCAACUACGACUUCCAAUCCAAACUUCGGGACAUACAGAGCAAAGUAGUUCCAUGUCACAGAGCCAUAUUCAGAUGCAGGUUCAGCCUCAGCAAAUUCUGCAACAAUCUCAAAUAUCUUCAUAUCAUUUGUAUUAUCAAACCCAAUUGCAAGAGAACAUGCCAUAUCCACAGCAACAACCACAAGCAGCACAUCACAUGUCAGAUGCUGCCGCCCAGCAGCAUAUGGACUCCUCAAUGUCACUGCAACAAUAUUUCAGUUCUCCUGAGGCAAUUCAGUCUUUGUUGAGUGAUCGUGAUAAGCUUUGCCAACUUCUAGAGCAACACCCAAAGUUGAUGCAGAUGCUUCAGGAUCAACUUGGGCAUCUCUAAACUUUAACCUGAGGCAGUGAAUGAUCAUUUUCUUGCAUCUGCCCUUAUUAUAUGCACAUAUUUUGUGUCUGCACUCUGUAUGUUAGAUACGAAAUAUGCAUAACUAUCAAUGUGUCAGGGUUACACUCAUUUUUGUAUCAAUGUCUACAAAUUGUUUGUACAAUUGUUCAUUGUAAUUUGUUGAUAAAUUAGUGCUUUUAUUGGCAUUCCAUAU
Messenger RNA from Chenopodium quinoa (quinoa), 7022 nucleotides. RefSeq lists its product as uncharacterized. The coding region runs from base 8 to 6808 and encodes 2266 amino acids. Lineage: Eukaryota; Viridiplantae; Streptophyta; Magnoliopsida; Caryophyllales; Amaranthaceae. Gene Ontology annotation, cellular component: RNA N6-methyladenosine methyltransferase complex. The record is from RefSeq and is a predicted model, not a curated record. The transcript has 28 exons. Gene Ontology annotation, molecular function: RNA binding.